CCUGGGCGCCUGCAGUGCGGCAGAGGUCGGAGUUGUGGCCUCCGGCGCCGGAUCCUGGCCAUGCGAGCCGCAGGCCGGGGGCCGCUGCCGGCGCUGCUGCGGCUGCUGCUGUUGGCCGGGCCUGGGCUGGCCGCCGCCGCCGCGCCCACUGCCCCGCCGCGCUUCAACGUGAGCCUGGACGUGGCCGCCGAGCUGCGCUGGCUGCCGGUGCUGCGGAACUACGACCGGGGGUUGCUGCGCGCCGCGGUGGUGCAGAUCAUCGGGGACAGAGUCCCCACGUGGGUGCACGCGCUGAUGGGAAAGGUGGUCGUGGAGCUGGAGCGCCUCUUGCCCCAGCCCUUCACCGGCGAGAUCCGCGGCAUGUCCCGCUUCCUCAACCUCAGCCUGGCCGACUGCCUGCUGGUCAACCUGGCCUACGAGUCCUCCGCGUUCUGCACCAGUAUUGUGGCUCAAGACUCCAGAGGUCAAAUUUACCACGGUCGGAACCUGGAUUAUGCCUAUGGAGAUACCUUACGCAAGCUGACCGCAGAUGUACAAUUCUUAAAGAAUGGACAGGUCGCGUUCACUGGAACCACUUUUGUGGGCUAUGUAGGAUUAUGGACCGGUCAGAGCCCGCACAAGUUCACGGUUUCUGGCGAUGAGCGAGAUAAAGGCUGGUGGUGGGAGAACGCGAUCGCUGCCCUUUUUCAGAGACACUCUCCGAUCAGCUGGCUCAUCCGCACCACCCUGAGUGAGUCAGAAAACUUUGAAGCAGCUGUUACCAAAUUGGCCAAGACUCCCCUGAUUGCUGAUGUCUAUUACAUCGUUGGUGGCACAUCCUCCCAGGAGGGCGUGGUCAUCACAAGGAACAGAGGUGGCCCAGCAGACAUUUGGCCUCUAGAUCCUUUGAAUGGAGCGUGGUUCCGAGUGGAGACAAAUUACGACCACUGGAAGCCAGCACCUAAGCAUGAUGACCGAAGAACACCUACCAUCAAAGCCCUUAAUGCCACCGGGCAGGAACACCUCAGCCUGGAGACGCUUUUUCAGGUUUUGUCAGUUAUUCCAGUUUAUAACAACUACACACUUUAUACCACGGUGAUGAGUGCGGCCAGCCCAGACAAGUACAUGACCAGGAUCAGAAACCCAAGUUGAAGAUGAUUUUUUAAAAAUGAAAUUCUUGAAGAGCUGCACUUAAAAAAGAAAAGACAAAGUGAAAAUAUGGCCUUAUGAACAACAUGGGCUGCUUUCUCAGCCUUGUGAAGGAUGGGCCGGGGGUCACUUGGACCUUGCUUUGGCCAAGUUGGUAACAGGCUUUGUCCAGCAUUCUCUUCUCUUCAUGGUUCGCCUUGACCCUCUCCAAGCUUUUAUCCUAGCUGAAAUAAACUCAAAGAUAGUUGUCUCCAAGGUCAAGCCAUAUACUCUCAGGCUUUUUCCCCAGCCUUCAUGGUUCUGUUAUCAUACCUCUGUAUCCACUAAAGAAAUGAGCUGUCAGGACCUUUGCUCAUGGUGGAGGGCUUCUGAAGAGCCUAAGAAAAGGUUAAGGUUCUUACAAAAGAAAUGGAGACCCGGCAUUUGAAUAGAGCCUGUCUGAAUGUUUGUUAAUCUGACUCUUGAUCACGUCUUUCCCUGUAAUGGGAUUUUCAUUUUUUAUAAAGUUUCUAGUGUUUUUUUUUUUCCAAAAAACCUAGGGACUUCUUUUUUUCUAAAUAGCUACUUUGUUACUGCUUCUUGAAAGUAAUAGGAAACCACAAUAUUUCUUAUUGUAACUUAUCUUUAGUUAAUAGAAUGUCAAAAGAUGUUAGCAAAGAGAAUAAAAUAUUUUUCCAAAACA
Messenger RNA from Nycticebus coucang (slow loris), 1810 nucleotides. RefSeq names its product N-acylethanolamine acid amidase (gene NAAA). Gene Ontology annotation, cellular component: lysosome. Gene Ontology annotation, molecular function: fatty acid amide hydrolase activity. NCBI's taxonomy places the organism in Eukaryota, Metazoa, Chordata, Mammalia, Primates, Lorisidae. The record is from RefSeq and is a predicted model, not a curated record. Gene Ontology annotation, biological process: fatty acid metabolic process. Bases 61 to 1131 code for a protein of 356 amino acids. The transcript is spliced from 11 exons.